CAGUGAAACGUACUACUCGCAGGCAGCACUUCCCGAGCGCCAUCACACACUAGCUGCUUUUCUUGUCAACGUCCUCUUCGACUGGUCGCAGCCAUUGAAAGUUUAAGACCAGACCAAUCUCAUCUCCUUUUCUUUUUCCCUUCCUGAUAAUUAAUGCUUGACAUCCGUCUUGGAUCCUGUUCCGCAUAUAUUCGCAUUGCCAUUUCCCGCCCUUCCUUCACUCCCUCAUUCAUUCAUUCAUUCAUUUAGUAUUUCUACUCCCCUUCUAUAACACCUCUAUUCUCUUUUGAAACGUGACAAUACUAGUAAUGGCUACCACGGAGGCUACAGCACCACCUCCCACUGCUCCUGAUGCCGCUGCAGCGCCAGCAGCUCCAGCAGCAUCAGAAACCCCGGCAGUGGCAGAGGUCCCGGCAGCAGCAGCAGCUCCAGCCGCCCAUUCUAAGACGAUUUUGAUUCUCGGUGCCUCCUACGGCGGUCUCUCCUCCGCGCAUUAUUUCCUCAAACACAUUCUACCAACGCUUCCGAAUAAAGAUGCGUAUACCGUUACACUUGUUGGCGAAUCCAGCAAGCACUAUGCUCGUCCAGCGACCCCUCGCGCAAUUGCUUCGCACAAGCUCAUGCCUCCAGAGAAAAUUUUCUAUGACAUCGAGAGUGGCUUCAAGAAAUACCCGGCUGGUCAAUUCACCUUUAUCCAAGGUACGGCCACGGCCAUGGAUGAGGCAGCCAGGACUGUUACCGUCACUACAGUGAACAACGAGACGCAGAUAAUCACUUAUCAUGCUCUCAUCAUUGCCACCGGCACAAGAACGGCCUCACCUAUCAUGGGUUUGCAUGGUGAUUACAAACUCACUGAGGACGCGCAGAAGGCAUUCCAAGCAGCUCUUCCCAAUGUCAAGAGCAUUGUCAUUGCUGGCGGCGGACCCGCUGCAGUCGAGACUGCUGGCGAACUGGCCGAAUUGCUCAAUGGCAAGCCGAGCCUGUUCUCUGCUGUCAAAAAGAAGGUCGAUAUUACUAUAAUCACGAACGAGUCGAAGCUUUUGCCCGCAUUGCGCCCAGGUAUCGCUGCCCAAGCAGCCAACCUUCUUCAAAAGUUCGGUGUCGAAAUCAUUUACAACACGAAGGUCGAGUCCGUUUCACCGGAGACCGCUGGCAUAUCUACCAUCAUGGAGAAGGCCACCCUCAAGCUCUCCAACGGCGAGAGCAAGGAGGCUGACCUUUACCUUCCGGCCACUGGUGUUACCCCAAAUACAAAGUUCGUGCCCACCGCUCUUCUGAACGAGAAGGGGUUCGUGCUCGCCAAUCCCGAGACCCUACGCGUAGAUGCUGCCGGCCCACUUGUUUACACUGUCGGCGAUGUUGCGUCCUACGCUCGAUGGGGCAUCAUGGACAUUUUCUCGGCCAUUCCAGUGGUCAUGUCGAAUCUAAAGCGAGAUCUGAGUGCACCAGAGGGUGAGAAACCAACCGGUAAGGAUCGCCCUUACAAGGCCAACAUGAAGGAGACGCAGCUUGUUCCCAUCGGGACCAGCAAGGGUGUCGGUGCAGUCUUCGGCAUCAAGUUGCCCGGCUUUGCGGUCAACAUGAUCAAGGGCAAGGAUUAUUUCACCAGCAAGGUUGGAGGGAUUGUUGACGGCUCCCACUGGGCCAAGGAGAGCAAGUGGAAUGGCGCGUAGAGCCCCUGUUCUCGCACCUGCCGUAUGGGAGGCAGCUAAUUAAGAUCGAUAUCUCGUUUGUGUAUUUAUUGAAUCGCGUUCAUACCCAAAUGUUUGUUUACCGCGUCUCUCAUGCGGGGAGCAGGAUCGCUGACAUAUUAAGGAAGGGGGGAGGGUAGGAAGUCUACUAAUAGUCGAAGCAAUAAGAACCUGAAUUAUUCAA
Molecule: messenger RNA, 1875 nt
Organism: Verruconis gallopava
Lineage: Eukaryota; Fungi; Ascomycota; Dothideomycetes; Venturiales; Sympoventuriaceae
Exons: 1
Coding region: 309-1673 (454 amino acids)
Cellular component (GO): cytoplasm
Molecular function (GO): electron-transferring-flavoprotein dehydrogenase activity; flavin adenine dinucleotide binding
Source: RefSeq, a predicted model, not a curated record